This is a messenger RNA of Grosmannia clavigera kw1407, 1443 nucleotides long. RefSeq names its product citrate synthase. Gene Ontology annotation, biological process: tricarboxylic acid cycle; carbohydrate metabolic process. Gene Ontology annotation, cellular component: mitochondrial matrix. The record is from RefSeq and is a predicted model, not a curated record. The coding region runs from base 1 to 1443 and encodes 480 amino acids. The transcript is spliced from 2 exons. Gene Ontology annotation, molecular function: 2-methylcitrate synthase activity. NCBI's taxonomy places the organism in Eukaryota, Fungi, Ascomycota, Sordariomycetes, Ophiostomatales, Ophiostomataceae.
AUGUCUGCCCGUCGUCCUGCGUCGAGGACGCUCAGCGCGCUCUGUGCCGGAGCCCGUCCUGCAGCACGCCGCCCCAGCACGCUGCCGUCCUGUCGGGUUCGCUGCUAUUCGGCCUCGACCGAGCCGGACCUCAAGGCCACGCUGCAGGAAGUCAUCCCGGCCAAGCGCGAGCUGCUCAAGAAGAUCAAGGCGCAGGGGUCCAAGGUGAUUGGCGAGCUCAAGGUGGAGCAUACGAUCGGUGGCAUGCGUGGACUCAAGGCGAUGCUCUGGGAAGCCAGCGUGGUCGAUCCGGACGAAGGCAUCCGCUUCCACGGCCGCACCAUCAAGGACUGCCAGCGCGAGCUGCCCAAGGGCCGCACCGGCACCGAGAUGCUGCCCGAGUCCAUGUUCUGGCUGCUGCUGACGGGCCGCGUGCCAUCGACGGCCCAGGUGCGCGCCCUCUCGCGCGAGCUCGCCGAGAAGGCCGCCCUUCCGACCUUUGUCAACGAGCUGCUCGACCGUCUGCCGGCCGAUGUCCACCCAAUGACCCAGUUCGCCAUCGCCGUGUCAGCCCUCAGCCACACAUCCUCGUUUGCCACCGCCUAUGCUGCCGGCCUCGCCAAGGCCGACUACUGGGAACCUACCUUUGACGACGCCAUCAGCCUGCUGGCCAAGCUGCCCACCAUCGCCGCCAAGAUCUACCAGAACGCUUACCACGGCGGCGGCGCCCUGCCGGCCCAGAUCGACCUCGACCAGGACUGGUCCUACAACUUCGCCGCCAUGCUCGGCAAGGGCGGUGAGGAACACGCGAACUUCCAGGACCUCCUGCGCCUCUACCUCGCAUUGCACGGCGACCACGAGGGCGGCAACGUGUCUGCCCAUGCCACCCAUCUCGUCGGAAGCGCCCUUAGCGAUCCCUUCCUUAGCUACAGCGCCGGCCUGCAGGGUCUCGCCGGGCCCCUACACGGCCUCGCCGCCCAGGAGGUUCUCCGCUGGAUCGUCCAGAUGAAAGACUCUAUUCCCGAAAACUACACGACCGAAGACGUCCGCACAUACCUCUGGUCCACGCUCAAAUCAGGUCGCGUUGUCCCUGGCUACGGCCACGGCGUGCUGCGCAAGCCCGACCCACGAUUCGAGGCCCUAAUGGACUACGCAGCGUCACGUCCGGCCAUUUCCGCCGAUUCCGUCUUCCGCAUCGUCAAGGCCAACAGCGAGAUCGCCCCGGCUGUACUCAAGGAGCACGGCAAGACCAAGAACCCGUACCCCAACGUCGACUCCGCCUCGGGCGUGCUCUUCCACCACUACGGCUUCCACGAGACACUCUACUACACCGCCACUUUUGGCGUGUCGCGCGGCCUCGGCCCGCUCGCUCAGCUGAUCUGGGACCGCGUUCUUGGCUUGCCAAUCGAGCGGCCCAAGAGCAUCGACCUCGCCGGCAUCCAAAAGCUGAUUGAGAACUCGUAA